Messenger RNA from Oryzias latipes (Japanese medaka), 1048 nucleotides. The record is from RefSeq and is a predicted model, not a curated record. Lineage: Eukaryota; Metazoa; Chordata; Actinopteri; Beloniformes; Adrianichthyidae.
AUUUGUGUGUUUGGCGCUGACCAUCCCUUAAAAAUUGUACCAUAAGAAUGUUACUUAAUAUUUGCAAAACAAAAAAUGUAUUCUUCAAAAUGUUGUUUUAAUGUUGUCUACCAAUCCCAAAUAGUCUUUUAAAUGAUAAACUUUUAUUUUUUUCCCCCUAACAGAUCAGGCUGAAGUGUCACCUACUGCCCAGCUUGUUACAAAACAACAGCAACAACAAAUCAAAAAGCUGACAGAAAAAAUUCAGAGGCAGGAGGAGCUCAUCAAAGAGCCGUCAGCAGAAAAAGAUUUUCUGAAAGAACAGCUAGCAAAACAUCCUCCACAAGCCUCCACAAAUGACAUAAUGCUGCAUGGGAAACAACAAAAAACUUCCCAAGUUCAGUCAAGUUCAUCUGCAAGUACAUCAAGCAGUUCUUCAGACUCGAGUGACUCUUCAUGCAGCAAUUCUUCAUCUGACUCUUCGUCUGAGUCUUCAUCUUCAAAUGAAGAGAAGAAGAAGAAGAAGAAGAAGAAUGGAAAGAAGAAGAAGGGAACACCAAAAAAGAAGAAAAAAAGAGGCAAGAGUGGAAAGAAGAGACAAAUCAAAGCCCGCAAACAUGUCAGAAGAGCACGUGUCCCAGAUGAGGUGGUGGAGCGUUACAGAAAGGUCCUCAAGGCCUUCAACAAAGGACAAACAUUAACUGCAGCAUUCAGAAAAGUGGGAGUAGAUCGGAACACCGUUGUGUGCAGUGCUGCGGUGGCAGAACUUGCCAUUGCAGCCCCACAGAAGUACUCCGAGCUAAAACAGUUUCACAAUCCCAAAAAGAAACUUAGCGACUUUACAAAAGCUUGCAUCGACACAAUUGAUGCAAAUUCACAAAUUGAAGACACAAUCGACACUUUUAAAAAAAGUGGACAGUUACUGCCCCUUGGGAAGGGCAGAUAUUGAUUUCUUUUUUUUUUUAAAGUUUGUUGAAAGUUUAAAAUGUUAUCCACAAUGUUGUUGUGAUGUGUUAGAGUUGUUAUAUGUUUGUGGCUUUGGUUAAUGUUAUAAAGGGCAUUUUUCAUA